Messenger RNA from Cyphellophora attinorum, 1776 nucleotides. Its product is annotated as 6-hydroxy-D-nicotine oxidase. The transcript has a single exon. Lineage: Eukaryota; Fungi; Ascomycota; Eurotiomycetes; Chaetothyriales; Cyphellophoraceae. Bases 1 to 1776 code for a protein of 591 amino acids. The record is from RefSeq and is a predicted model, not a curated record. Gene Ontology annotation, molecular function: FAD binding; oxidoreductase activity.
AUGGGACGCAUUUGCUCUGCUCAAGGAGUGAUUCGAGGCACCCUUGUUGCGAGUUUAAUCAUCUCUAGUGUCAUCGGACGUCACCAACACGACGUACCUUCUUGUCGAGUCAUACCUGGAGACGAGCAAUGGCCGACCGACGAGACCUGGGCAGACUUCAACCAAAGCAUCUCGGGCAGACUGAUCCGGACUGUGCCGAUCGCCUCCGUCUGCCAUGGCUCGACUUACGAUGAAGGGAAAUGUGCCACACUCCGCGACAAUUGGUUCUUUCCUGCUACGCAUCUCCCAUCUUCUUCGUCGCCUAUGGCAUACGAAUGGAGCAACGACAGCUGCAACCCGUUCACGCCACCCGAGGCACCCUGUGUGAUCGGCAACCACGUCCUCUAUGCCGUUAAUGCGACAGGUCUUUCCGACUACCAAGCCACUCUUGCCUUUGCGAGCAAGCACAAUAUCCGUCUUGUGAUACGAAGCUCCGGUCAUGACUACCUGGGCAAGUCGACGGGUGCACACGCUCUCGCGUUGUGGACAUUGCAUCUCAAAUCUACACAACUUCUGCCGACCUUCAAGUCCUCGACCUAUGCCGGAGGCGCCAUGAAGAUUGGUGCCGGCGUUAGCGGUGGAGAAGCACAAGCUUUCGCGCAUUCGCACGGUCGCGUUGUCGUCGUUGGCAAUUGUCCAUCUGUGACUCUGGCUGGUGGAUGGGUCCAAGGCGGUGGUCAUGGUAUUCUCUCCUCGAAGUACGGCCUUGGUGCCGAUCAGGUCCUCGAAUUCGAGGUGGUCACAGCAGACGGAGAAUUGCUGACAAUCACGCCGUAUAACGACCACGCAGACCUCUUUUGGGCGCUGACAGGAGGCGGUGGCGGGACGUUCGGUGUGGUGCUGUCAAUGACGAUCAAGACCUAUCCGGAGACACCUAUCUCGAUUGCCCUACUUACUGUUACUCGCCCACCGAACCGGGACCCCAAGACCUUCAAGUCCUUCUUCCGUACAUUUCUCAGCACCCUCCCGGCCACACUCGACAGCGGCGUAACGGUCAUUUGGGCUCUUUUCCCGACCGCAUUCAUGAUCUUUCCGGCUGCUGGGCCAGACCUAACAGCUCAGCAACUCGAUUUUCUGCUUCAGCCUACCAGGGCCCGCCUGAAGGAGCUCGACUUUCCAUACGAAUACUCUUCCAACACAUAUCCCGACUACCCGUCCGCAUUCGCCUCGGUCCCGCGCACCUGGAACGCCUCCGACUACCACAUGAACGGCCGCCUCAUCCCCAGAUCCCUGGUCGAAACUUCUAAUGACGGCGGGCCCAGCGAGGAGCUCAUCGACGCGCUCCUACACAUCGGCAACCUAGCCGGCAACGCAGGUGUUAGCUACAACCUCAAUGCCAACCUGCCGGCCCACCCAGUCUCAGUCAACCCAAAACUGCGCAGCACGAUCUUCAAUCUUGCGCUCGGCGUUCCUAUCAACUACACCGCUGCUGUACCGCAGCAUUCGUAUGCUGAAGCGCAUGACUUCAUGAACAGCGUGCUGUUGGAGCCGAUAAAGAAGGUCGCGCCGGAUGGGGGUGCAUAUCUGAGCGAGGCGAGUCCGUAUGAGAAUGAGUGGAAGAGAGAUUUCUACGGUGGAAACUAUGACGAGCUGUUGAAAGUCAAAGACAAGUACGAUCCGGUGGGCCUGUUCUACGCCUGGACGGGAGUGGGGAGUGAUCGAUGGGUUGAGCGCGCAGAUGGCCGACUGUGUCGUGUAGAGUUUGCGAAGGAUGAGAUUGUCCACAGUGAGCUGUAG